CUAUCAUCUUCUCUCUUCUUCACUUCUUCAAUUAUUCAACUCAUAAGUCGACCAUCAUGGCACCCAGACGUCUAUGGCCCUGCACGGUGUUACUUACGGCGCUGGGCGCUGUAACGGCAUCCGAGCUUCAGAAGCCCUUAACAUCGCAACAGGGUCCUCUAGUCGCUGAUAGCGCAUUCGCCAAAUCGUUGGUUGACACCGACAAGCUGCAGGACAGCAUCAAAAUAGACAACCUCCUAGACCGCGCCAAAGACCUUUUUGAGAUUGCCCAGUUAUCCGAGCCGGAAUUUGGACAUCCUACUCGAGUUAUCGGAAGCAAGGGUCAUGCUGGAACAUUGGAUUAUGUGUACUCUGCCUUAGAAGGACUCGGUGAUUACUAUACCCUUUCAAAACAGCCAUUUCCUGCUGUUAUGGGAAAGGUCUAUGAAUCCCGCCUGGUCAUUGGUCACGAUGUGCCUGAGUCCGCCUCGCCAAUGUCACUAACUCCCCCGACUGCAAACAAGGAGCCAGUUUACGCAAGACUUGUUCUUGUCGCAAACGACGGGUGUGAAGCAUCUGAUUAUUCGUCUGAUGUAGCAGAAAACAUUGCUUUUAUCCUUCGUGGCACGUGCCCUUUUGGUACUAAGUCACAGCUUGCCGGCAAGGCUGGUGCGGUCGCAGCAAUUGUGUAUAACACCGACUCGGGGGAGCUCUCCGGCACUUUGGGUACCCCUGUUCCCGAACAUGUUGCUACGUUUGGUUUGUCGGGUAAAGAUGCCGCUCCCGUACUUGAGAAGUUAAAGGCGGGCAAGGUUGUCGAUUCGAUCGCGUACAUUGAUUCCGAAGUGAACCAGAUUCAGACUACCAACAUUAUCGCACAGACCGUCGAGGGAGACCCGGAUAAUUGCGUCAUGCUCGGUGGUCAUAGUGAUAGCGUUUCUGAGGGGCCCGGUAUCAACGAUGACGGUUCGGGUAGCUUAACGCUCCUCGAAGUCGCCACUCAAUUGACUAACUUUAGCGUCAAUAACUGUGUACGUUUUGCGUGGUGGGCCGGAGAAGAGGAGGGCCUUCUCGGAUCGGAUUACUACGUCGACGUUUUACCGUUGGAAGAAAACCUCAAGAUCCGACUUUUCAUGGAUUACGACAUGAUGGGAAGCCCAAACUUCGCCUACCAGAUUUAUAACGCGACGAAUGCUGCCAACCCGGUGGGUUCGGAGGAGCUCAGAGAGUUGUACGUUGAUUGGUACACGAGCCAAGGCCUCAACUUUACCUUUAUCCCCUUCGAUGGACGUAGUGACUACGAUGCUUUCAUUCGCAACGGUAUUCCAGGUGGCGGUAUCGCAACAGGCGCCGAGGGCAUCAAGACCAAAGAGGAGGAAGUCAUGUUUGGUGGCAAGGCAGGCGAAUGGUAUGACCCAUGCUAUCACCAGCUGUGUGAUGACAUUGGCAAUGUCAAUUCAACUGCGUGGUUAGUGAAUACCAAGCUCAUUGCUCAUUCCGUUGCGACUUUCGCUGUGUCGUUCAAGGAUUUCCCCGAGCGUUCGAAGACGACAGCACUGGCCGCGUCUGAGCAACCUCGACGUUACCACGGCCGUUAUCUCAUUCUAUGAAUCUAGUCUAAUUAAAUAGAAAUUUUUGGCUACCUGGUCAAAUAGGAAUUAAAUCUUACCUAAUCUACAUGAAUACCUGGAACUUGUGUGAUCGAACUCGCAGUUUUUAUCAUUC
Annulohypoxylon truncatum is the source of this 1704-nucleotide messenger RNA. Its product is annotated as Zn-dependent exopeptidase. Gene Ontology annotation, molecular function: metalloexopeptidase activity; aminopeptidase activity. Bases 57 to 1589 code for a protein of 510 amino acids. The record is from RefSeq and is a predicted model, not a curated record. NCBI's taxonomy places the organism in Eukaryota, Fungi, Ascomycota, Sordariomycetes, Xylariales, Hypoxylaceae. The transcript has 3 exons. Gene Ontology annotation, biological process: proteolysis.